AUGAUCAACACAGUCCAGAUAUCACCGGCAUGGCAGGACUACUUCAAUCAUCCAAGGGGAGCGCUGUUAGGCAUCAUAUCGGCCGCCUACAACCUCGGUGCAAUCUGUGCAUUACCAUUUGUGCCAUAUGUCAAUGACACUUUUGGAAGAAGAUGGGCUAUCUUCCUAGGAAGCUGGAUCAUGGUGGUUGGCUCGCUUGUACAGGCUUUCUCCAUCAGUGCUGCCAUGUACGUGGUGGCCCGUUGGAUUCUAGGGUUUGGGAUUCCUUUCUGCAUCAUCGCCGGUUCUUCGCUCAUGGGAGAGCUCGCAUAUCCUAAAGAACGCCCUAUCAUGACCUCCCUCUUCAACGCACUUUACUUCGUGGGAGCACUCGUUGCCGCAGGAGUGUCUUUCGGCACACAGCAUCUGCACUCAGACUGGGCAUGGCGAAUACCAUCACUUUUGCAAGCUGGUCCGUCCAUGCUUCAGAUCAUCUUCAUAUUCUUCAUCCCCGAAUCCCCGCGAUUCCUCAUUUCGAAAGACAAGCGUGAGGAAGCGUAUCGGAUACUUGUCCACUAUCAUGCAGAAGGUAAUUCCCAAUCCGACUUCGCCCUCGCCGAAAUGGCACAGAUUGAAUCCACGAUCCGCCUCGAACUUCAAUCCUCCCAGCGCUCCUGGUUUGACAUGGUUUCUACACCCGGAAUGCGCAAGCGCGUAGUUAUUGGCUCCUUCCUCGGCCUUUUCACACAAUGGUCCGGCAACACGCUCAUCUCAUACUACCUGUCAGACCUGCUCCAGCUCAUUGGCUACACGGAUCCGAACUUCAAGGGGAAACUGAACGUCGGCCUGAACAGCUGGAACCUGGUCAAUGCAGUGUGCAUCAGUCUGCUGGUGAGACGGUUCCCGAGAAGAGUCAUGUACUUGACAUGUGCAACGGCGCUGCUUUGCUGCUACGUGGGAUGGACAGUGGCAAUGCAGCAAUUUUUGGAGAAACACUCGCAGGUGGCAGCGAAGAUCACCAUAUUUUUCAUCUUCUUGUAUCAGCCAUGUUACAACAUUGGCUAUAAUGCUUUGACAUACACUUUCCUCGUUGAACUCUUCCCCUUCGCCCAACGAGCCCGCGGCAUAACAAUCUUCCAAUUUUUUGGCCGCGGCGCAGGGUUCUUCACUACCUUUGUCAAUCCCAUCGGCCUGAGGGAAAUAAGCUGGCGCUGGCUAAUCACCUACUGCUGCUGGCUCUCCUUCGAAAUCGUCUUCAUCUACCUCCUGUUCCCCGAAACCUACGGCCGCACCCUCGAAGAACUCGCCUUCCUCUUCGAAACCGACACGCGCGCCGAAGAAGUCCGGCAGCGUGUAGAGAAGCAGCUGCAAAGCGAGUUAGGCGCAUUUGAUUUUGACCUCGACAAAGGGAGUGUGUACCGGAGGAGCGACACACCGCUUGUGCCAAGGGUGCAGGCGGAUGGGCAGGCGACGAUUCCUACGGCAGACACAGUCGGUGGCCGUGAAGGUCGCCAACAGAAUCUGCAGUAG
This is a messenger RNA of Didymosphaeria variabile, 1509 nucleotides long. RefSeq lists its product as uncharacterized. Gene Ontology annotation, biological process: carbohydrate transport; transmembrane transport. The record is from RefSeq and is a predicted model, not a curated record. Gene Ontology annotation, cellular component: membrane. Gene Ontology annotation, molecular function: carbohydrate:proton symporter activity. The transcript has 6 exons. The coding region runs from base 1 to 1509 and encodes 502 amino acids. NCBI's taxonomy places the organism in Eukaryota, Fungi, Ascomycota, Dothideomycetes, Pleosporales, Didymosphaeriaceae.